Nicotiana tabacum (common tobacco) is the source of this 3958-nucleotide messenger RNA. NCBI's taxonomy places the organism in Eukaryota, Viridiplantae, Streptophyta, Magnoliopsida, Solanales, Solanaceae. The record is from RefSeq and is a predicted model, not a curated record.
CCCAACCUCUCAAGACACCUUUUUUUCAAAAUGCAGUGAGUUGUGUGUACAGUGAAAGUCCAAACACAUCAGAAAAAAGAGAAUUAAAGCAAAGGCUGUUCCCUUCUCCAUUCUUUUGCAUUUUGCUUUUGACCCUUUCUCUAUUUUCACUUCCUAUUUCCUCUCUUCUUUGCUCUACAAAUCUUGAGAAUUUCUGGGGGUUUAGUUUAAUUUUAUUUGAAUUUUUUCAUAUAUUAUUGGUGGGUUUUUGUGCUAGAUCGAUCUUGGCUUUGAAUGCAAUCAUUUGAAGCUGUUAACUGCUUCUUUGUAGAUCAAUAUCUAAUGGGUUUCCAUUAGAUUUGCUAGCUUUUGCUUACUCCAGUUUCUUUCUGAGGAGUCAAAAUUGAAUAUUUUGAGGAGUUUGCUGUGCAAAAAUCGAAUCUUUGAGGAUAAAUUCCUGAAACUUUGGGGGGCCAAAAUUAAAUUUAUAGAAUGGUAUAAGAAUUGGAAAUGAUGUUGAUAUUGGUGAGUGUGGUGUGAUUGAUGAGUGAGGAGCCACUAUUUGUUGUUUGCUGCUGUCCCCUCCAUUAGGUUUGGCAGAUAAGCAAGGCCACUGACUGGGACCUCUUGAAGAAAGAGAAAAAAAGUUAGCUUUUUGAUUCAAUUAUUAGAAUCUUGAUUGUGUUGUUAGAGCUUUACUUUGAAGGAAAAAAAUGGCACAGAGAGUUAAGGGUGCGCCACCCCUUCAGUCUAUCAAAUCACUGCCAGUGGGAUAUGCAUUUGAUUUGAACAAGUCUGAGGCUGUGAAUCAUAGAAUGGCAUCAAAUGCUGCUGUUUCCAAGAAUGAAGAAUUGUCGAGUGAGGCUAAUGGUAAUGCUGAUGGAUAUAUUGAUGAAUCCCCUUAUGGUAGAUUGAACUUUUCUGUAGAGGAAAGCCCGUCUAGCUGUGAUGAUGAUCGGAGAACCAAUGCAUUCGCCUCGUCCAAGUGGAGUGACACCACGUCUUAUGUGACAAAGAAGAAGCUCCAUUCAUGGUUUCAACUACCUGAUGUUAACUGGGAGCUGGCAACAAUCAUUUCGAAAUCUGGAAAUGAAGUUCUCAUAUCAUUGUCUGAAGGAAAGGUCUUAAAAGUUAAAGCUGACGAUUUAUUACCUGCGAAUCCUGAUAUUCUUGAUGGUGUGGAUGAUCUCAUGCAAUUGAGUUAUUUAAAUGAGCCAUCAGUGUUGUACAAUCUUCAGUACAGAUACAAUAGAGAUAUGAUUUAUACGAAAGCUGGUCCAGUUCUUGUUGCCGUGAAUCCUUUUAAGAAAGUCUCGUUGUAUGGCAAUGAGUACAUUGAAGCAUAUAAACGUAAAUCCAUUGAGAGCCCACAUGUAUAUGCCAUCACGGAUAUGGCAAUAAGAGAAAUGGUUCGAGAUGAAGUGAAUCAGUCUAUCAUUAUAAGUGGGGAAAGCGGAGCUGGCAAAACUGAAACAGCAAAGAUAGCCAUGCAAUACUUGGCUGCCCUUGGAGGUGGUAGUGGAAUAGAGGAUGAGAUUCUGAAAACGAAUCCGAUUUUAGAAGCCUUUGGUAAUGCUAAAACUUUAAGAAAUGACAACUCAAGUCGAUUUGGGAAACUUAUUGAGAUUCACUUUAGUGAGACUGGAAAAAUAUCAGGGGCUAAUAUUCAAACAUUUUUACUUGAAAAGUCCAGAGUGGUUCAAUGCAGUGAGGGAGAAAGGUCAUAUCAUAUAUUUUAUCAGCUCUGCGCAGGAGCUCCAGGGGCUCUCAAAGAGAAAUUAAAUUUGAAGGAUGUAAGUGAGUAUAACUACCUGAGACAAAGCAAUUGCUACUCAAUUUCUGGGGUUGAUGAUGCCGAACAAUUUCGUAUUGUAAUGGUAAUAUUCUUCUCGCUAUUUGACUUUGNGCAACAACACUUUAACCGUCACUUGUUCAAGUUGGAACAAGAGGAGUAUAUUCAAGAUGGCAUUGAUUGGACAAAAGUUGAUUUUGACGACAACCAAGAUUGUCUAAAUCUGUUUGAGAAGAAACCACUGGGUUUGUUAUCUCUGUUAGACGAGGAGUCCACCUUUCCUAAUGGCACGGACAUGUCAUUUGCCAACAAACUCAAGCAGCAUCUAAAUUCUAAUCUUUGUUUCAGAGGUGAACGAGGGAAGGCUUUUACAGUAUGCCAUUAUGCAGGGGAGGUUACUUAUGAUACAACUGGAUUUCUUGAGAAGAAUCGUGAUUUACUGCACUCCAAUUCAAUUCAGCUUCUAUCUUCUUGCAAGUACCACCUUCCUCAAACGUUUGCAUCAAAUAUGCUUGCUCAAUCUGAAAAGCCUGUUGUUGGCCCAUUGUACAAAUCUGGUGGAGCAGACUCCCAAAAAUUAAGCGUUUCCACCAAAUUCAAGGGACAAUUAUUCCAGCUAAUGCAACGAUUAGAGACCACGACUCCACAUUUCGUACGUUGUAUCAAGCCCAACAAUUUUCAGUCUCCUGGAAAGUAUGAGCAAGGACUUGUAUUGCAGCAGUUACGAUGUUGUGGUGUCUUAGAAGUAGUUCGAAUAUCAAGAUCUGGGUUUCCUACCAGAAUGUCCCAUCAGAAGUUUGCUAGAAGAUAUGGAUUCCUUUUAUUCGACCAUGUUGCAUCGCUAGAUCCACUCAGUGUCUCAGUUGCAAUAUUACAUCAGUUCAAUAUUCUGCCUGAUUUGUACCAAGUUGGCUUCACAAAGUUGUUCUUCCGAACUGGGCAGGUUGGUGUUCUUGAAGAUACCAGAAAUCGCACUCUCCAUGGCAUUUUACGUGUUCAAAGUUGUUUUAGAGGUCACCAAGCUCGCCGACAUCUCAAACAAUUGGGCAGAGGAAUUGCUACACUUCAGUCAUUUGUACGUGGUGAGAAAGCUAGAAAAGAAUAUGCAAUCUUGCUACAGAGACACAGAGCAGCUGUGUGUAUACAAAAGCAGAUAAAAUACAGGACCAAAAGGAAAACUUACAGAAAUAUUCAUAAUGCAUCAAUUGUGAUACAAUCUGUGAUUCGUGGCUGGUUAGUCCGAAGAUGCUCAGGAGACAUUGGACUCUUACAAUUUGGAGGCAGAAAGGGUAAUGAGUCAGAAGAGGUGCUUGUGAAAUCUUCUUUCCUGGCAGAGUUACAACGUCGAGUUCUUAGAGCUGAAGCUGCUCUACGAGAAAAAGAAGAGGAGAAUGACAUACUUCACCAGAGACUGCAGCAGUAUGAGAAUCGUUGGUCAGAGUAUGAGUUGAAAAUGAAAUCCAUGGAAGAAAUAUGGCAGAAACAAAUGAGAUCGCUGCAGUCAAGUCUUUCCAUUGCAAAAAGGAGCUUAACCCUUGAUGAUUCCAGGAGGAACUCUGAUGCGUCUGUCAAUCCAACCGAUGAGAAAGAGUCUAGUUGGGAGACGGGAAGCAACCAUAGGGCCCGAGAGAGCAAUGGAGCAAGGCCAAUGAGCGCAGGUCUUAGUGUCAUAAGCCGAUUAGCUGAGGAGUUUGAGCAGAGGAGUCAAGUAUUUGGUGACGAUGCUAAGUUCUUGGUGGAAGUAAAAUCAGGUCAAGUUGAGGCUAACUUAAAUCCGGAUCGUGAGCUAAGGAGGUUGAAGCAGAUGUUUGAAGCUUGGAAGAAAGAUUACGGAUCAAGAUUGAGAGAAACAAAGGUGAUUCUGAAUAAACUCGGGAGUGAUGAAGGAGCCAGCGACAAAAUGAAAAAGAAAUGGUGGGGAAGGAGGAAUAGCACAAGGUUUAACUAAUUUGCCUUCAUAAAAAUCUUAUUUUGCGUCUCAAAGUUUUUGCUUUACAUACGAGGCAGGUGUUGUGCAGGGAGCAAAUUUGUAUAGAAGUGAAAUGGAUGUUAGUAUAAUGUGAGACACGUAUUAUGUAAUUUGGAAAUACCCGCGUUUCCGUAAAGUUAAUCAUUGUUUAUGAUAUUCAUAUUUGUGUUAAACAACUCAUUCUAUAGCAGCAAAGACAAGGAAGGUUAGAAAUUUCA